AUGAAGACCCGAGGCCAAAAACGCCUAGCUGAGGAAGCAGAUACCUUCGCGCCCAAGAAGCGCAAAUGCGAAGAAAUGCCGCAAAAUUUGAAGUCAACUAUCAAGGCUCUACCAGACCAGCUACUACGGAUGAUAUUCAAUCAUUUGGAAGUUGAACCUCUCAGAAACCUCUGCUACGUAUCGCAUAGAUACAAGGAAAUGGCACAGCCGCUCAUAUUUGAGAAUCUUGAUUGGGGGCUGUACGAUCAACGGGGCUUGUGGACACGGUUGGAAUUGCUUGCAGACGCAUACACUAACGCUAACUCGUACUCGGUGGAUCGGAUGCGCUAG
Molecule: messenger RNA, 330 nt
Organism: Penicillium maclennaniae
Lineage: Eukaryota; Fungi; Ascomycota; Eurotiomycetes; Eurotiales; Aspergillaceae
Exons: 2
Coding region: 1-330 (109 amino acids)
Molecular function (GO): protein binding
Source: RefSeq, a predicted model, not a curated record